Molecule: messenger RNA, 4242 nt
Organism: Octopus sinensis (East Asian common octopus)
Lineage: Eukaryota; Metazoa; Mollusca; Cephalopoda; Octopoda; Octopodidae
Product: metabotropic glutamate receptor 3-like
Exons: 5
Coding region: 155-2959 (934 amino acids)
Biological process (GO): G protein-coupled glutamate receptor signaling pathway; regulation of synaptic transmission, glutamatergic
Cellular component (GO): membrane
Molecular function (GO): adenylate cyclase inhibiting G protein-coupled glutamate receptor activity
Source: RefSeq, a predicted model, not a curated record
CGAGAAUUACGGCACAAUAUUUGUUUGUCUGCAAGGUGGACAUUACAAGUAGGGUGAACUCAUCAUUGAUUCUCUCAUUCUAUCAGCAGUCACCAUGCGGGGAUGGAGAUGAGCGCAGCAUUUGUUCACUUCCAGAUAUUAAUUUAACUGCUAUAUGGAAAAGACACAUUGCAGAUUUCAGAAAAAAAAAAUGAUGAAUUUAUCGGAAAAAUAUAUUGUGCUAAUAAUUAUAUUACUUGGCCAAUACGCAAGGCGUUGCACAGUGAACGAGCAAUCAUACGAAUUUGCAAAUAUUACAAUGGAUGGUGAUUACAUAAUAGAUUUUGUUCUUUCAAUCCACGAAGGAAACCGUCCGGAUGAAGAUACUGUCAUCAGCGUUGAUAAUGUAGUAGCCGUUGAAGCAAUAAUUUCAGCCAUCGAAUAUAUUAAUGAGGAUGCCUCACUUUUGUCUAAUGUGUCUCUUGGAUAUGUGAUUCAUGACGAUUUCAACAGCCCGCAGCAAGUUUCUGCAAUAGCCAUGAAGCUGUCACAACGUAUCCUGUCGAACAGUUUAUUGACUAGUGGGUAUCAGCUCUGUCCGAAUAAGAGUAAUGGUUGUAGUCAAUCAGAAGCAAACUUUUCCAUUGUUACCGAGUCACACUCUUUCAGUAACGUUAACAUUACACAAAGCACAAAUUCAGACAAUAAAUUGAGUAAUGAAAACGACGUGGAAUUUAGCGAGAAAAAUUACUAUAAUGACGAUGCAAAGGAUACUUCAAUUUCUCAAAAGCCCGUUGUUGCUGUUGUAGGCAGCAGCACGAGCGAUACCACAGUAAGUUUAGCAAUGAAUUUGCAGCUGCUCGGCAUACCCAUUGUCGGGUGUAUGGCAACAAGUAACGUUUUCCAGCGAUGGCUUUAUUUUCCAAAUUUCAUUCGAGUGGUUCCGUCUGACAAAUUUCAAGCCCAAGCAAUCUUUGAUAUCAUUGUCUACUUUGAAUGGAGCUACAUCUUCGUACUUACGUCUAACAAUUAUUAUGGACUGGAAGGUUUGUUACUGCUGGAGGACGAAGCUGCGAAACAAAAUGUAUGCCUGAACAGCUUGUCCAUACAAGCUCAUAGGAACAGCAGUAUAGACGAAAAAUCAAUUCGGAACGCCCUUGAUAAACUUAACGAAGAUGAUCGCGUCAAAGUUGUCAUAGUAUUUAUGCUUCCCGGAGAGGCGCAGAAACUGUUUGUGGAAGUAUCGAGAAAGAAUAUAACUGGGAUAACAUGGAUAGCAAGUGAAGCAUGGGCAGGACGUGGUGAAUUUCUGACCUUACCACCACACAUUAUGCAAGGUAUAAUUGGCGUUACAUUAAAUUCACAGACUCACAAAUUGCCGGACGAAUACCCGGUAAAAAUUCAUCCAGGACGAAACAAAUGGUUGUUGCCUUUCCUCUGCCAGCAAUACAACAUUGCAGUUGAUUGUUCUUUGAAAAAGUUACAAAAUAUUUCAGACUUCCCUCGGAAUUUAACUUCGUUUUAUGAUUGCUUCCCAGUUUCAUUAAAUUUCAUCUGGACUUAUAUGUUCGACGCAAUUUAUACGAUUGCCAAAGGAUUACACAAUCUUUUAGAAGUAAAAAAAUGUGAAAACAAAUCGGUGCCUACUAUCAACUAUUCAGAACUUCUUCAGAAUUACAAAGACAUUCGCUUUAAAGGUUUUUCUGCUGUCCCCAUCCAAUUUGAUCGUUACGGAGAAGAAAUAAAUGCUCACUAUGACAUAUUAACUUUACAGUUCAAUGAAUCAAUCAAAAAGUUAGAAUAUAUCAAUAUUGGAAGCUGGCAGCAAGUUAACAGUGAUACGUCGUUGACCAUUAAUCCUUCAGACAUUCAUUGGAAUAAAGGAGUAAAGCCGAUGUCAAGAUGUUCAGUUCCUUGUGGAAAAGGCUAUAAACGCAAAAUCGGAUCACAGUCAUGUUGUUGGGUUUGUGAAAAAUGUCCUCCUGGCUGGGUUUCAACGAGUAAUAUUUCAUAUAAAUGCUUACGAUGUGAAUAUUUGAAACACCCUAAUGAUGAUAACAGUGAGUGUGUUGAUGAUAAACGUACAUGGUUCUCCUAUGAUUCCCCUGGUGGGAUUAUUAUAAUCUUACUUUGUUGUGUUGGAGAAUUGUUUAGUGUAACGCUUUUACUUCUUUUCUCAAAGCAUAGGAACCAUAAUUUGUAUAUUGGAAUGUCAUUCAAAUUCUUAUCCUUUCUUGUUGCAACUUUUGGUUUUCUUUUACCUUUCACUUUCUUACAGCGACACUUAGAUAUUAUUUGUCAUAUUAAUAUUAUAUGUUUACAAUUAUUUUAUGCCCUACAUUUAUCUCUCAUGUUUUACAGCAUCGGUACAAUCCGUCACUACGUUGGACAUUUAAAUAGACUUUUUAAAAAUAUUCCACUAAAAGGCAAGAAUAAAAAAGAUAAAUCCAAUGAAAUGAAUCAUAUAACAUUUAAUACAGACACUAAGUGCUGCAGUUUAAAUUGCAUAAAUAUGGGAAGUUUUGUUUUUAUUCUCACUGUUCUGCUACGAAUUUCUCCAUUAGCAUUUAAUGGACUACAAAUGCCCGCGCAAGUAGUUAUCAAAAAAGUUUCAACAAAUAAUAUUUUUCUUUACUGUAGAUCAAAAGAUUGGGAUUUUUACUUCGCCUUGCUUUAUGAGGCCAUAAUGCUUUGUUUGAUUCUAUUGUUCUCAAACAAAAGUCGGAAUUCUACUAGCAACAAUGAUAUUUACCAAAAUGGAUCAACUAUUUACGACAAUGAUAAAAUAAUAUAUUACGAAGCUUUCCUCAUUGCUUUAGUGUGUUUUACUUUUACCCCAUUCGAACGCUUUGAAAGUAAACCAUGGAUAGCUACUAUACUUCAAUCGACAGCAGUAAUAAUUAUACAAUAUAUCUUUGUUGUCUCUACUUACGGUACAAAACUGUACGUCAUCUACAGAGAACGAAACAAAAGAAAAUAGCCGAAUUGUAUAUCAAAAUAAGUGUUCGUGUAUAGACAGAAAAAUUUCCGAAGUUUUGAAACCUAUUAAUUUCCGAAGUUUUGAAACCUAUUAAUUUGUGCUUUGAUAAUGGACUCACAAAGAAUUCGGAUUUUGUUAGGUUGUUGCUUAAUUUUGAAUCUUGCUUUUGUCAAUGUAUAAACAUUGUUUUCAAGAACUGGAAAGUAGUUUCAGUCGAUAUAAUCAUAAAAUCAUAAAAUCAAAGCAGUGAUAAGUGUCAUUGUAGUGCUAGACUAAUAGUAGAUUGGAUUAAAAUACUGUAGUUGAAAUAUAUAUAUCAAAUUAUAAUAUUGGCGACGGAAAAUAUUAGCUUAGUGAUGGUGUUACAAAAGAUAACACCAUAGUUGUAGAAAGUAAAGUAUUAAAGAAGUUAGCGCAAUAAUAUCAAAUUAGAUUAGAUAUUUAUUUAUUGGAAAUGGUUUGUUUUUGUUGAUUUUUCCUUAUAGAAAGACUUCGGCCCAUUUGCUUGACAAAUUGAGAGGAUCGAACAAACAAAAUGUAUGAAUAAUUAUAAAGCUUUAUAUUGUUGGAAAAAUACUAUCAAACAAAUUAGUGAAGUUUAAAAUUUAUGUUAAUCACGAAGGAGUUGAAAAAAUUAUGGGUAAAGGUCUUUAAAGAAAAUAAAUUAAAGAUAUAUAGAAACGCAUGUGAUAAGAUAUUAUGUAUUUGGCUUGAAUUUACCGCCAGCAAAAGUCAAGUCCAAAGAUAAAUAUAAAGGGACCAAAAAUUGCUUAAUAUAUUCCACAUAAUAUUAAGAUACUUCAGGCAUCAUAUAGAUCUUUAUAUAGUAAAUGGCUUACUUUCCUUCUACCGUUUCAAUUAAAUAAUAACAUUCACUUAGUAAAAACAGUAUUACACUUCAAUAAGUUCAAACUACUCUAUUUCUUCAAUAUAAAUGUGUGAAUUUAUGUUAAUAAUGAAUUCAUUAUUCUAAUAAAAUAAAAACGGUGAAUAGGUACUUUUCCUUUUAUGCUUUUUUUUUUCUUACUUCAGAUCUCAGUGUUUACUUUGAUUAUUCUAAGAUUGUUAGUAUAAGCAAACGUAAUAUAUAAUAGGUUUAAUCAAUCCAUUAUAUCCCUAAACUUCAACAGAAAUCGGAUUAUGCGAUGUCGAAACAUUAAGCAAUAAGAAAUAUCAAAAUUACACGUUGAAGUCACGACUCACAACUUUUCUUUUGCAAAUAUACUAAAGGAAAUAUCAUAACGCAUAUCUAUCUAUCUAUCUAUCUAUCUAUCUAUCUAUCU